UCUUCUUCGCACAACGCCUCCUCCGCGCGAUCGAGCCACGCUUGGGCUAGAACCCACAUGUGAGCAAGGCCCACAAGAUCAUCAUCGGAAGCAUUGUCACUUCCCUGAUUAUCAUCAUCGCCACAACGGUGCAUUACUUCUAUACCCUUAACGCCGACAUACGCCAGGGUGAGCGUAUCUUGCUGCUCAUUAUGAGCACUUGGCUAACCAUCUUGGCCUUUCUCCCAAUUUUCAUCAUUGGAUACCUCCUGUGGUGCGUUGUCAGGCCGGUUUUUUUCCCCGCCGUUGAAGCAUAUCGGGUUCCGUUUGAGGAUUUUGGAGAAGGACCGCUGUCAACCAAGACCUUUCUGUUGCUGUUCACUUCGUGCCUGAAUGCUCUGGGCGCCGGCUUCAAACUUGGAACAAACUUUGAUGCACGUCCAAUCGACCACCCAACUUGGUACCACAGCCGCGCCGCCUUCUACAUCUUCAACUUCACCAUCGAAACUAUCAUCGUGUACGCUUACUUCCUUUUCCGAAUUGACAAGAUCUUUUGGGUACCAAACGGGGCCAAGGGGCCAGGCGAGUAUGACCCAAGGCCGAAUGCGCCAAGGCCGAACCCGGCGAGGCCAAGGAAUGAAGAGAACCCAGAACCCGCAGGCGAAAGGAUAGAAUUGCAAAAUCGUGGAGAGCAAGAAGGUGGCCGCGCGCCUGUGCGUGCAGCGGACCGUGAUGCGGAGCGUGAAGCCGAAGACCAACCAGCUGUACCAGCACCCGAUGCUCCUGGUACUCCCAAGCCACCCGAGCACGUUCUAUCUUCUACUUUCCUCGGGGGAUCAUCCACUUCGGUGCCUCAGUCCUCCACGUCUGAGGGCGGGGCGCAGGCUUCAUCCUCUGGGAUCAGACCACCGCCACCUUCUUUUACAUAUUCGGGAGCCAAUAGUACUUCUGGACUUUUAUCCAGACCAGCGCAGCCGUCUUCUUCGUUUGUGAAUGAGAGAGGUACGGGUGCUGCGACCGCCGGGACGGUUGGUAAUACUGGCAACAACUAUGCAACCAGUGGAUGGACAGGACCGUCGCAUCUUCGAGAAGAAUGAAGAACCCAGCGCCGUAAUAGAAGGUGAAGGAGAUGGCAGAAGUGAUUCUUCGACCCAGCCGAGUGUUAGACCAGGA
Messenger RNA from Neurospora hispaniola, 1152 nucleotides. RefSeq lists its product as uncharacterized. The record is from RefSeq and is a predicted model, not a curated record. The transcript is spliced from 3 exons. Bases 192 to 1076 code for a protein of 294 amino acids. NCBI's taxonomy places the organism in Eukaryota, Fungi, Ascomycota, Sordariomycetes, Sordariales, Sordariaceae.